Tetrahymena thermophila SB210 is the source of this 2031-nucleotide messenger RNA. RefSeq lists its product as hypothetical. NCBI's taxonomy places the organism in Eukaryota, Ciliophora, Oligohymenophorea, Hymenostomatida, Tetrahymenidae. The record is from RefSeq and is a predicted model, not a curated record. The transcript has 7 exons.
AUGCUAAAAAAAGUACCAAUUUUUAAAGAAAUAUUAAAUGAAUAAGUUUUCAGUGAAUUAGCUCUAUAAAUGAAAGAAUGGAUUUUAUGCCCUGAUUAAAUAAUCAUUAAUUAAUAAGAGGAAGAAAAUGAAACUUUUAUUUAUUUUGUUAAUGAUGGAUCUAUUUUAGAGUAUUGUUAAUAAGAUUCGAAAACUAAAAUAAAGGAGAUUUAAGUAAAAUCUUUUUUUAAGUUAGGUCUUUUUCUAUUUAAAUUAUAUUUAUUUUAAAAAAAGAAAUUCAGAUAUGGACAACAUUUUGGAUUAGUUAAAUUCAUAUUUGGAGAUCAAAAUAGUACAAUUAAAUAUAAAAGUGUGGGUGUUUCUUCUAUUUUAUAACUAAGUUACUCUAAUUUUAUGGAAAUAUUAAAAAAAUAUGAUAUAGAGUAUUAAAAAUUUUGUUAUGCUAGAGAUGAAGUUAGAUUUCAAAGCAAAUUUUAAAAAGUUUAUGCUUACUGCUACUCUUGUUUAUAAAAAAAUCAUACUAUUGAACAAUGUCCUUAUCUAUUCUACGAAGGUAAGAAAUCACAGAUAUUGAGGAAAUAUUUAUAAGAAUGCGAUACAAAAAUUAAAAAUUAUUAGCGAAAUAAAAAUGAAAAAACAUUAAACGCAGUAAUAAAUUAGAUAAAAGUAUAAAAAUCUGCUGAUUAAUUUUACUUAUAAAAUAUUCAAUGUUUUUCUUUUUGGGAUUUAAGUGAAGAAUCUGAUUCUGAAGUUGACGAAGAAGAUGAAGAUCAAAGUGAAGAGGAUGAUGUGAGUUCAAUGGAAUUAAAGUAAUAAAAAGAUGGAACUUAAUUGUUAAUUGAGUAAAAAGUAGGUGAAUUGAAAAAAAAAGGAUCAAUAAUUGACGAUUAAUUGCAUUAAUUGUGUGAGAGAAAAUGUAGUUUUUUAAUUUAAAAAGAAUUUCAAAAUUAACUUGAUUAAGGAGAAAUAAAUUCUUGUAAUUCACUCAACAAACAAAAUAUAAUUAGUGGUAUUAUACCAAGUAAAUUAUUUUAUGAUUAAGAAAGCAUAAUUUUAGAAGAAAACUAAAAUAAUCAAGCAAACAAUAAAAAAAAUAAAAGCUAAAAAAAAUUAAAAUCUAGUGAGUAAAACCUAUCAAACGCUCAAGAUUACGAAUAACUAAAUAAUAUCAUAAGUUAAACAAAAAUAUAAACUUACUAAAAGUUAGAAAGAUGUUAAACAUAAUCUUCAUAGGCACAUAGAUAUGCUAGUUAGCCAAUCAUUAACCUCUAAAUUGCCCCAUUUAGAAUUGUUAAAAUUGCAUCUAGAUUGAUAACGAUAUAUAAAAACUAAAGUUUAGGAGACUAAUCAUAAUCUCUAACACAGUUUCCAUCUUAGCUUCAAGUAAAUGUCUGCAAAAAUUAGAAAGAAAACAAGCAUAAUGAAAGCAAAAGUGAGAUUUGUUACUUUUAGAGUGAAAAUUAAAAAAAUGGUAGCAUGGAUUAAUCUUUUAUGAAUAACUAAUAUACUACUUAAUAUAAAACUUUUGAGUAAAAUUUAAAUAUAACAAACUAUGAGAAUACUGAAAUGUGUAAUGAAAUAAGCAAAUUUAAUGAGUCAGUCUAUUCUUAAAAUAAGCGAAAUGUAGCAGCUGUUCAAUCUAUUUUUAAUCAAAAACAGAAUGUAGCAAGCGCCUUCCCUGUGAAUAGAAAAAACUAUCAACAUAAGACUAUUAAUUAUACAAGUGCAUUUAAUAUGAAAGAGGAAAAUAAAAUAGGAGUGAAACAAAGGGGAUUUAAAAAAAGAAAUAAUUUAUUAGAUAUAGAUAGACAUGCUCAAUAAGAGCUUAUCAAAGUGCUCUAUUUUUUAGACCAUAAUUUCUUAGAGAAAUACAAGUUCGACUUAUAAAUGAUGUUUCUAUUGGCCGCUUCUUUACUUACAGCAAUUUUAAGGGAAUAAUUUCAUUUAAAAAUUAUAGAAAAAUUUUAAAAUUCACUAUAAAAUACUUUGGAUUUAUCUUAAAAACUUAUGAUUAACUCAAAAUAUAUGUGA